AUGUACGAAAAUAGAUCAUUUAGACAAUGGGUAUCAGACGUAGGUAGUAAUUUAUUCUUUAUAACGCCAGAGAUGCACCAGAGUAACGGUCAGGCUGAGAGAUAUUGCAGAACAGUUCUUAACAUGAUUCGUGUGGAGGUAAAUUUCAGAAACGAAAAUUGGUCAGAAGUUUUGUGGAAACUGCAGCUCACCCUGAACGUUACGAAACAAAAGUCCACUCAAUAUUCACCUUUAUAUUUGUUAAUUGGUAGCGAUGCUGUGACGCCCGUCAUUCGUUCCGUUGUACGCGAUGUGGCUCUAGAAGGAACAAGUGCCAACAGAGAAACCUUACGCGAGCUUGCCCGACAAAGAGCUUCUCAACUGCUGGACAAAAACCGAAAACAGCAGGACACUCGAGUAAAUGAACGGCGCAAACCCCCGCGUACUUUCCAUGAAAACGACGUGGUCUUCGUGCAUAAGAAUAGCCAAUCUGUUGGAAAGCUGGAUUCUGGUAUGCGUGGCCCGUACAAAAUAGUGCGUGCGCUGCCACAUGGACGUUAUGAACUGAAGCUUCUUUCUGGCUCACUUGGGAAGACCACGGAAGCUGCUGCCGAAUUUAUAAGUGCGUGGCACGGAGAGUGGACGCCGGAUGUGUGCACCGCAUUUUUCGAGUGUGAUGAGAAUAGCUCUGAGGAAGGUAUUGUCGCCGGUCCAUCACACCACCAUGACGACAUAGUACCUCUAGACGGACCUAUUAAUGCGGGCGAGGACGCUCCGCCGUCAGGAGAGGCCGUGUUAGAAGAUGAUGAUGACAUUGGAGGCGUGGCCUAAGUGACGUCAAGGAUGGUGUGAUGUCGGGAGGGCGCGUGGCGAGAUGUUGUUGGAGGGGCGCGUUUGGGCUCGAGGCGCGUUGGCGCAAGGCAUCGCUCUCUUUUGCUUGCGACAGUCGGGACGGACGGACGUUCACAUCGUUGCACAAUCGUUGUAUUUUAUUAUUCAAAGUUAUUGUUGUCAAAGUUUAGUUGUUGUCAAGAUUUAGUUGCAUUUUGUUAACCUUAGUUAAUUUACAUUGUUGGUUAUAAUUAAAGUGAUUUCUGUCUAGGUUA
This is a messenger RNA of Bombyx mori (domestic silkworm), 1085 nucleotides long. RefSeq lists its product as uncharacterized. Gene Ontology annotation, molecular function: nucleic acid binding. The coding region runs from base 1 to 810 and encodes 269 amino acids. The record is from RefSeq and is a predicted model, not a curated record. Lineage: Eukaryota; Metazoa; Arthropoda; Insecta; Lepidoptera; Bombycidae. The transcript is spliced from 2 exons. Gene Ontology annotation, biological process: DNA integration.